Messenger RNA from Naumovozyma castellii, 2139 nucleotides. It is a transcript of the gene YCX1, whose product is annotated as Ycx1p. The coding region runs from base 1 to 2139 and encodes 712 amino acids. The transcript has a single exon. Lineage: Eukaryota; Fungi; Ascomycota; Saccharomycetes; Saccharomycetales; Saccharomycetaceae. The record is from RefSeq and is a predicted model, not a curated record.
AUGAAUAAAUUUCAAAGAUGGCUUUUCGUCAUUGGAAUCUACACGACAAACAUUACAAUAUUCAUUAUUUCAUGGAGAUUCAGGCUGCAUUUUACCAAUCUUUGGGAGUUCUACGUUUCUCCUCUAAUAUUAAUUGCCAGUUUUAUUAUUCUGGGCCUCGUUACAGCUGAUUUCUUAACUCCUUCAUUAUCCCAUAUUUCAAGGGAUAUAUUGCAUAUCUCUGAUAGAAUAUCUGGAAUGACUUUAUUAGCCUUGGGCAAUGCUAUUCCCGAUAUUACCAGCACUUAUCAAUCUAUGAAUUCACAUGUGACUGCCCUGGCAUUAGGUGAAUUGGUAGGUGGAAUAUUUUUUCUUCUUACUGUGGUCAUUGGAUCGAUGGGCCUCGUCGGAAAUAAGAUUCAUGUAUGCUCAUCCAAAAGUGAGAUUAAUGUUGAGAGAGGUAUUGAUAUAAAUUCUACACAAAAAUGUGACCAGGAAAAGCAUGAACUUAUAAGCUAUGAUAGAACUAAUUAUGUUCAAGAUUUGGCUGUGUUUAUUAUUAUGAUUAUAAUUUGCUGUGCAUUUCUGUAUAACGAAGAAUUAGAGUUUUGGGAAUGUGUUACCAUGGUAAUAUUCUAUUGUUUGUAUGUGAUACGAUUAGUUUUCAUGCAUAAAAGUGCCAUGAAAUUACUUCCUUCCCUUAAUUUCGAUAGUUCGUCAAGUCAUGACCUCACACCAAAUCAAAGUGGGCAUGAGAGAAAUAUGAGUAGAUUCGUUCAAGGUAUUCAGCAGAGAAGGUCAGAUCUUAAGAAAAGAAUAAGAAAGCAGAUUAGGUCAACUUACCAUGGAUGGGUUAAGAUGAGUUUAGAUGAUUGCUUGCAAGUAUGGGAAAAUGAAAGGUUAUCAAAUAAGAAACCAUUAAUUUCAGAUACUGUUGUUGGUUCCGAAGUAGAAGAUGAGGAUGAAAAUGCAUUAGCAACGGAUGGAGAAAGAGUUGGUUUACAAAGAAGAACUGUAUCAUAUCAGGAACCCGUAGCACAAUCACGAAAGCUAGACUCUCCUCAUGUGAUUAUACCAUCACGCCCCGAAGAACAAGAUGUCUUAUCGAGUACAGUGUCUAAUAAAUCAGAACCACCUAAGUAUUUAAACCUCCCCAAAACAAGACCCCCAGCUCAUAAAUUCCCCAGUUCUGAUCACAUUCCUGACUUGUGCACUAAUUAUUACGGUGCUAUUGACCCACAGGAUGCUGUAACUGGUAACGCACCAACUAGUCCUUUAGCAUCGUCUGUUAUGUCUACCGAGAUAAUAUCUAACUUAUCUAGAGUGUCCAAAUUGCAUUACUACUUAGUAUCAGAUGAAUGCACCUCGUCAGUAUAUUUUUCUAAUUCUGAAUUUUUCACUUUGGUAUUUGUUACUCCAAUCUCUCUCUAUCUACAUUUACUGAUACCUUUACGAGAGGUAACUUAUUCUGGGCUCAUUCCUGAUAUUCCAAUGGAUAUUCUACAGCUAUUUCAAUUGUCCAUGUCACCGAUAGUUUCCUCCUAUUUCGUUUCCGAGGAAGUACCUAUUUUAGCCAUUGUGUCUAGUAUUUUCGUUUCAAUUAUUCUUAUUUGGAGAUGGAAAUAUGGAAUUGUCAAAUAUAAUUCUGAAAUUAUAUCGAUCAUGGGGUUUAUUAUGUCACUUGUUACAAUUUCCUAUCAAGUUCAUCUAGUUGUGCAGACAUUAACCAAGUGGGUAGAAAUGUUCCAUAUAUCAGAAAGUAUAUUAGGGCUAACAAUAUUUGCCUGGGGAAAUUCCAUUGGUGAUUUAAUCUCUAAUGUUACCUUCGUUAAGAUUGGUAUUGUAGACAUUGCCCUGGGUGCCUGUUUUGGUAGUCCCCUUUUAUCAUUUCUGUUUGGAAUUGGAUUUGAUGGGAUAUUAAUCAUGCUUAAGAGAUAUUAUAGGUCAGAUGAUAAUUUAUCCUUUUGGAAGUACAAGAUUGAGUUUGAUGCUGAUUAUAAUUUAUUUUUCAGUUGUCUUGGAAUUGUAAUUGCAUUUUUAAUAUUAUCCAUUGGAGUACCGUUGAAUAAUUGGACCAUUGAUAGAAAAAUUUCAACGUUGUUAAUACUAUUGUAUUGUGUAGUUCUUGUUAUUAACAUAUAUGUAGAGAUCAAUUCAUAA